CGUGCAGCAACCUCGGUGGCGGCGGCAGCGGCUUUUUUUCCUCUUUAUAAGCACCACCGCGUUGCCCGGAUGUGAAUGGAUUACAAUGUCUCGUUCAGGGGAACGUAUUACUAUCAAUUUCUCCGUGGGGGAGUCAGUGAUGAUGAUGAUGGUGAUGAUGAUGAGAAGGAUGAGAGAUCUGUAAAGUUGGAACAAGUUUAAGGCUUUUUUUUUUUGGUGGGGUUAAUCUUUUUGUUUUUAAAAGACCAGAGGGGUUAAAUCGCUCUGCCACCGAGAUUUUUUCCAAAACAGUUUAUUAGCAGCCAUGUGUUUCUAGCGAAAGACACGGGGGAAAGUUGUCGGAUCUUCCUUUUAUAUUAUCGUUUUGUUGUGAUUUUUUUUUGGCUGGCUUUUAAUUUUGCAUUAUUUUGGGUGGGAGGACUUUUGAAUGGCUUACGGUGGAUAUAAUCCAAAACAAAGCCAACCCCCCUUUCUCGGUGUAAAACUGAUUUAAAUUCGUGGAAUAUUCUCUGGAUCAAGACUGAGUGCGAGUUAAAAACUACUUUUUUGAGGGUCAAACACACGUGAGAUUUAAAAAAAAAAAGCACCUUUGCAGAAGAUUUCUGUCACUUCUUCCCCCCAAUAUCUUUCCUUGGAAUAUUGUGAACUUAUUUGUGGCCAUUUAAGGUUUGUGUGAUUUUGCUAAAAUGCAUCACCAACAGCGAAUGGCUGCCUUAGGGACGGACAAAGAACUCAGUGAUUUACUGGAUUUCAGUGCGAUGUUUUCACCUCCUGUGAGCAGUGGAAAAAAUGGACCAACUUCUUUGGCAAGUGGACAUUUUACUGGCUCAAAUGUAGAAGACAGAACUAGCUCAGGGUCCUGGGGGAAUGGAGGACAUCCUAGUCCAUCCAGGAACUAUGGAGAUGGAACUCCGUAUGAACAUAUGACAAACAGGGAUCUUGGAUCACACGACAAUCUAUCUCCUCCAUUUGUGAAUUCCAGAAUACAAAAUAAAACAGAAAGGGGCUCGUAUUCAUCAUACGGGAGAGACUCAAACUUACAGGGUUGUCACCAGCAAAGCCUUCUCGGAGGUGACAUGGAAAUGGGCAACCCCGGAGCGCUCUCACCCACCAAACCUGGCUCUCAGUACUAUCAGUAUUCUAGCAAUAACCCGCGAAGGAGGCCUCUGCACAGCUCCUCUGUGGAAGUACAGACAAAGAAAGUUCGAAAGGUUCCUCCAGGUUUACCAUCUUCAGUUUAUGCCCCUUCUGCAAGCACUGCCGACUACAAUCGGGAUUCACCAGGCUAUCCAUCCUCAAAACCAGCAGCCAGCACUUUUCCUAGUUCAUUCUUCAUGCAAGACGGUCAUCACAGCAGUGAUCCGUGGAGCUCCUCCAGUGGGAUGAAUCAGCCUGGUUAUGGCGGGAUGUUGGGCAAUUCUUCUCAUAUUCCACAAUCCAGUAGCUAUUGCAGUCUUCAUCCACAUGACCGCUUGAGCUACCCAUCACACUCCUCCGCAGACAUCAAUUCCAGUCUUCCUCCAAUGUCUACUUUCCAUCGUAGUGGAACGACCCAUUACAACACUUCUUCCUGUACACCACCUGCAAAUGGAACAGACAGCAUCAUGGCAAACAGAGGAAGCGGAGCUGCUGGAAGUUCACAGACAGGCGAUGCGCUGGGGAAAGCACUUGCAUCUAUCUACUCUCCAGAUCACACCAACAACAGCUUUUCAUCAAAUCCUUCAACACCCGUUGGUUCUCCCCCUUCUCUCUCAGCAGGCACAGCUGUUUGGUCUAGAAACGGAGGGCAAACAUCAUCAUCUCCCAAUUAUGAAGGUCCCUUACACUCUUUGCAAAGCCGAAUUGAAGACCGCUUGGAACGACUGGAUGAUGCUAUUCAUGUUCUCCGAAACCAUGCAGUGGGACCUUCAACAGCCAUGCCCGGUAGUCAUAGCGACAUGCAUGGAUUAAUAGGACCCUCUCAUAAUGGAGCCAUGGGAGGUCUUGGGUCAGGAUAUGGGACAGGCCUUCUUUCAGCCAAUAGGCAUUCGUUAAUGGUUGGCGCUCACCGUGAGGAUGCAGUUGGUCUCCGUGGCAGCCAUUCGCUUGUGCCAAACCAGGUUCCCGUUCCACAGUUGCCAGUGCAGUCUGCCACAUCUCCUGACUUAAACCCACCACAAGAUCCAUACAGAGGAAUGCCCACUGGACUACAAGGACAAAGUGUGUCUUCAGGAAGCUCUGAAAUCAAAUCUGAUGAUGAGGGAGAUGAAAACCUCCAGGACGCAAAGUCUUCUGAUGACAAGAAGUUAGACGAUGACAAGAAGGAUAUCAAAUCAAUUACUAGGUCAAGAUCUAGCAAUAAUGAUGAUGAAGAUCUUACACCCGAGCAAAAGGCAGAACGCGAGAAAGAGAGAAGGAUGGCCAACAAUGCCCGCGAGCGCCUCCGUGUACGUGACAUCAACGAGGCUUUCAAGGAGCUGGGCCGGAUGGUACAGCUUCACCUGAAGAGCGACAAGCCCCAGACCAAACUCCUGAUCUUACAUCAAGCCGUAGCUGUUAUCCUCAGCUUAGAGCAGCAAGUUAGAGAAAGGAACCUGAAUCCUAAAGCAGCAUGUCUGAAAAGAAGGGAAGAAGAGAAAGUAUCUUCGGACCCUCCUCCACUUUCAUUGGCAGGGCCCCACCCUGGGAUGGGAGACACAUCUAAUCAUAUGGGACAGAUGUAAAAAAAAAAAAAAAGGUCCAAGUUGCCACAUUUUCUUCAUGUAAACCAGAGACCACUUCCUUAACAGCUGUAUUAUCUUAAACCCACAUAAACACUUAACCCCCCCUUUUUUGUAAUAUAAUAAGACAAGUCUGAGUAGUUACGAAUCACAGACGCACGAGAUUUUCAGCAUUCCCGAUUACGAAACGAAAAAGAAAAGUGCAACUUGAGAGACUCCUCUCUUCAACAUAUCAUUCAGAAUGUUUCGAGCAGUAUGUCAGGAGCUGUGAAUGCACAGCCAAGAGACUGAAUGGCAAUCUUCUCCACACUGUGGGACAAUGCAUUUGUGCCUAAACUUCUUUUGGAAAAAAAAUAUAAUUAAUUUGUAAGUCUGAAAAAAAAUAUUUAAUUUAAAAAUUGUAAACUUGCAAUAAUGAAAAGUGUACUUCUGAAGAAAAAAAAAUGAACGUUUUUGUUGGUGUACUAGUCCGCUAGUGUUUAUACUUACUGGAUAUUAAAAAGGGAAGCAUUGCUGCCCACAUAUUUACAAAACCAGCAAAUGUCCUAAUGAAAACUGAAGUGAUGACAUUAGCCAUUCCUUAGGGUAGGAGGAACAGAUGGAUCUUAUAGACCUAUGACACACACACACACACACACAUAUAUAUAAAUAUAUAUAUAUAAAUAUAUAUUAAAAUUAGUGAAUAUGGUAAGCUUUUGUUCAUUGGUUUCAGACUUUUUUGCUCCUGUAAAAAAAAAAAAGUACUGAUUAACUUUUUUAAAAAAAAUAUUUUACUGUAAAUAGGGAUUUUUGGUCUUAUUUCUCUCCCACUCCCUCCUUUGUUCUUAUUGUAACCUGUAGUGCCAACUCUGUUGCUGGAGGGGCAGAUCAGGACGAAACGCUGACCCUGAUGUUGCUUAUCAUUCAUAAAUAAGUAGAGAGUUGUUUCUUCAGUCUUUGCGGGGGGAGAAUACAGGAACUGACAAGUCACGUCAUAUGCAGAUAAACUGCAAACAACGUUGCCGAGACUUGGUCCAGACCGUUUGGGGGCUGUCGUAAAUGUUGCUCUCAUUAGACCCUAUUUCUGGGAUUUUUCAGAGGUACAAGGUUAGAAUGCUACAAUGUUACCACUGUGCCUUCCAAUGUUUAUAUCAUCGGAAACAUAACAUAAUCAAAGGUGGCUGUGAAUUAACAAACCAGUUGAAGUGUUAACUUGAUGUGUGUAGCCUAAAUACAGUAUGCAGUGAGGCGUUUCAGAAUACAUGGUCAGAUGGGGUGGGGGUGGGGGUAGAAGGGGUUCAAAUGGGAAAAUUGCAAGUUGUGUGACAGGUUUUUUUUUUUAAAUUAAGUGGAUUACUGAAAAGUAGACCAUUUGCUGCCUCCUCUUUAAUUCAUGAAAAAAAUGCCAAUAUUCAAUUGUCAUGAAGCAUUAGAACAAGCCUUACCGGUUCUAAAGCAUUAAGUUGCACUUUCUUGAGGAGGGGGAGUAGAACAGUAUUUCUCUGGCCAGUAUGAAUCAAGUUUUUUGCAUAACAUAUAAAAGAGUAGGCAUAGAUCAAACCUAUGGCACAGCAACUCAUCCGAAAACUAGCUUUGAAAUUUUGGGCUCAACAGAACCGAUAUCCAUAGCGAUUCUUCUAAUGAUCGACUCUGGUGUAUAGAACAAUUAUCAAAUAGUGCUCCCAAUUAAGUCUUUGUCAGCAUCCUUUUGUCUCCAGUUCCAGCUUCUGCUUUUUUUUUUAACAGCCACGCAAACUUGGCAUGUAUUUUUAAAUGAAAUCUCCCUGUUUGAGUAGAUUUUUUUCCACCUAUCAGCACUGAGUAAAUGCCAUAAGUCCAUUGAAAACGGUCUAGACAUUCCAUCUGUUCUCCUGUUUUGCCAGUUACAUAGUAAUGAAAAAAAUGCAUUUGUAAAUUUUAUGCAACAAAAUGGCAAACGUAUCAUUUAUUUUGAAAUGGUGUAUGUAAAAGUUAUAUUUUUACAUGUAGACUCUUGUUAUUAUGUGUUUUAAUACAUUGUAUCGGUUUUUUGUUUUUUUUUAACUGUGGUUGAAACAAAAUCUCAUUUAAAUGAAAUAGUGAGAUACAAGGAUCUGAAUUUUAUGUUUCUGAAAAACAUAAAGAACAAAUAUGAUAGUUUACCAUGUGAACCACCCUCUGCAUAUCCAUAAACAUUUUGAUUAGCUGUGUGUGCGUGUUGAAAAUUGUAAAUAUGUUCAGUAGCAGUAAAGUUAAAAUGCUUUUUUUAAUUUGUUAAUAAGUUUCUCAAAUGUGGAGGUGGAUUAAAACCAUUAUGAAUAAAUUUACAAUAGAGCAUAGUCCAUGUUAGUUUAAGUGAGAACGACAAAUGCGUAUUCCACUGAAGAACUGGUACUUUAAACCAGCCUUGUUUAGAUAAAAAUGGGUGUAUUAAUAUUCAGGACUGACUCAAGGAUUCUCCUGUUCUCAAGCAUGUUAUUGCUUAACAUUUUGAAAAGUCCCUAAAAGUUGUUAGGGGGUUCAGGAUCUGCUCAAGCCAGCCAGUUCUGCCUCUACUGCCAUUUAUGUACAGUAAUGUCAAGGUUUCAGCAAACCAACUGGACUUUUAAAAGUGUUCAGUUUUGUCCACAGAGAUUGUAAAAAACUGAUGUUCUGAUAUAUGGAAAUCAGAAAACAAUUAAUACGAAGAUAAUUGAUGGGGAGCAAAUGCAAAUUCAGAUAAGCAUGAAUUUCCUUUAUUAGUCCACCAGCUGGAUAUAAUUAAUCCUUUAAAGGUUCCAAGAUCAAAGAUCACUCUGUCACAUAAUCAUGGUGUGUCAUGGUGAUAAAAGCUUGUAUCCCCCCCCCCCCCACUCCUUCAAUACAUGCUAUGGGCUAAAUGUGGCUAUAAACUGUGAUUUUGAUCUACCUAGAGCCAAGAAAAGGUUAGUUAUGUAUAGAAUGGUAAUCCUGUGAGUAUAAAUGUACAGAUGGCUUUUGUUCCAUAAUGCAAUUUAAAUUUGAAAACUGGCCUAUCAGUUGUACUGCUGGUUGGUUUUUUCCUGCAUGAAUGCAGCAAUGGAGAUUCUGUCCCCAAGAAACCAGAUAGCAAAGCUCGUGCCCGUGUCCUCAGUGGCAUUUGUUGCUCGUUAGAGAUGGUGGUGGGUCAACGAUAAUGCUCCAGCGUUGUGCAGUAACAGGACCGAGCAUCUCCUCAGUAGAAACCUAUCAGGCUUUUAGUGAACGAUCCACCUCCACAUUAAAGUAAUUUAUGAAUAUGCUCAUUAGGGAAAUCUGUUCAUCAUCUAGAACUUUUUUUUUUACAUUUGUCUUAUGUGUAGCUGCAAGGAACACUAAUGUUUUUACAACUGUCAGUUCUACCAGUGAUGCAACUUGUACCGAUGCAGUCUUCCGAUUUGUUUUGUUUGUUAAUUUCAUUUCAGGGGGCGGGAAGGGGGGAUGGAGUGGGAUGGAAUUUGCAAGUUUCAUCUUUCUUUCUGUGAUGGGCACGAUACAAUUUGUGCCGAAGAGUGAACAAUUCUGUACAUUGCCAGGAACGAAGAGAAUUCAUCGGGGGAGGAAAAAGCACAAAUAAAUUAUACUUAGUCCACUAAAUGACUUGAGAAAACAAAAAAGUUGUCAUAAAGAUGGAAUAAGAUGAAUUCCAAUACAGUGGGGCACACCAGGACCUUUUCGGCUUCUUGUUUUGUUUUCGUUUUAUUUUUUAAAAAAAUAUUCUUUCUCAUGGGACUUGAAGUUUAUUCACCUUUGUGCAGUGCUGGUUUGACCAUACUCAUUUCAAGUAUUAUAGACUUCUGUAAUGGUGAAAAUAUAUGAACUGUGGCCUUUUUCAUUCUUGUUACUUGUGAUGCAACUAAGUGAAGAUAAGGAAAAAAAGCAGAGAUUUACCAUGUAUCAGUGCCUGGCUUUUUGUUACAAAGCUUCGUUUGUCUAGUGACCUUUUUGCUAUAAAAUAGACUGUAGUACACCCUAGUAGGAUAAAAGAAAACCCUAAAUUUAAAAAUAAAAAAAUAUAUUUGGCUUA
Eublepharis macularius is the source of this 6681-nucleotide messenger RNA. It is a transcript of the gene TCF4, whose product is annotated as transcription factor 4. The transcript has 20 exons. Gene Ontology annotation, cellular component: transcription regulator complex. Gene Ontology annotation, molecular function: DNA-binding transcription factor activity, RNA polymerase II-specific; protein dimerization activity; RNA polymerase II cis-regulatory region sequence-specific DNA binding. Lineage: Eukaryota; Metazoa; Chordata; Lepidosauria; Squamata; Eublepharidae. Bases 687 to 2702 code for a protein of 671 amino acids. The record is from RefSeq and is a predicted model, not a curated record. Gene Ontology annotation, biological process: regulation of transcription by RNA polymerase II.